UUCUGGUCCUCCGCAAGCCCACAUUGCAGGACGAGACGCCGAGCUGCUCGGCGCGUCCCAGCAUCAAGUGGAUUUAUCACUCUGGUCAAUGGAGAUCAACGGAGAUCGAUGGAGACUACACUGUCGACAUCAUGCUACGUGUUGUAUAAUCGAGCCAGGACUAGUAGUCGCCGAACCAAGGCGAGAUAGACGAGCCAAAGAAAUCGGGGUUGCCGACCUGUCUUGGAGCAAAUCAUUACCAGCCAGCCAAACGAUACCUCGUGAUGCUUCUCUGGAGCGCUCUAUGGGUGCUCGCGCUCGUCCUUGGGCUGGGCCACGCCAAGGUAGUCUACUUGCGACGGCGGGCGUACGUUGCACCGAGCGACUCGGCCUUUGGCGUGCACGAGUACCACGACGAGAAGCUUUUUGUCGUCCACGGCGGACGCUCCCAUCGUCACUUGCUAAACGCUCCAUUUGGCAGUGACGCACAUGUCGAUGGCACCCAGGACGCCCACGAACACGCACAAGCCGACGGCGUCAGCGCCUCGGACGUUGGCUUUGCCGCCGAAACAGCCGCCGACCAAAGCGACAUUUACUACGAGAAGCUCGUUGUCUUCAAGAAGAGCCACACGUCGUCGGUGGACGCCGUCGACAUGGCGGCCGCGCAGCUCCAUCAACACGGGCAAUUGCAAGCUUCGGACGCCAACGAGCGGGUGGAGCAACGCCAGGCGCUACAGUGAUACCCACCGUGUUGUACGAUAGCUACGAAUGACACGACCAUGGAGUUUCUUGUCCUUGCUACCGCGUGUACAAUUUCGCAACGUAGUCCCGUUUCGAGUGCCGGCUGGGAG
Saprolegnia diclina VS20 is the source of this 830-nucleotide messenger RNA. RefSeq lists its product as hypothetical. Bases 264 to 719 code for a protein of 151 amino acids. The record is from RefSeq and is a predicted model, not a curated record. NCBI's taxonomy places the organism in Eukaryota, Oomycota, Saprolegniomycetes, Saprolegniales, Saprolegniaceae. The transcript has a single exon.